AAUCGUUUGUGGUCACCCCCUUUUACAUGGUGGACGCUAGAGGAAGGGGGUUUGAACGGCGAGAGGACCACUCGUCUGGUCAGCAGAAGGGGAGAUAAGGAGUGAUAGAUUUAUGAGGAAUUAGAAUUAGCGAGCUUGGGAAAUGGAAAGGCCUUCUCAGAAUAUCCUUUGGCCAAGGGAGUGCUCACCUGACCAAAUUAUUGGAACUGUAUUUCCCAGAUAGAAACCGUACUCCCUCCCCCCUAUAUUUUAGAGGUCAGAAGUCCGAAUCCGCCUAGAAAAAGGUUGGAAAAGAUGAGAUUAGAAGAAAACAAGAAAAGCAACAAUGAGGAAAUUAAUGCCGAUGACGAACAAGAGAUGGCGCUCGAACCAGAAAGAGAAUCGUCUAUCGACUCGCAAGUUUCUGUUUCUUCUCAGUCUGCAAACAGCAGUGGUGGAGUUGUGAACUCAGGAUACUCGCGUGAUUCCGAUGAGGAGGAAUGUUUUGUUGACAUCCGAAUUCCAUCGCAAGACAACGCUGGUGAUCAUCAGAAUCUUGACAGUGCGGUGAACAGAUAUCUAUCAUCGUCUACUGAGUGGUGUUUUGUAAGAAGAUAUCCUUUGAGGAUAUCUCCUCGUUCACCGCGUAUUGUGAGGCUGACUCCUCGUCGUUUGUGGUUUGAACGACACUGGGGAACGGGUCUCCCUGAGGAUGACCGACGGGAACAGUCUCCUCCAGCAAAAGAAUUAGGUCAUAAUUCCGAUUCGUCUGAUCUGUUCAACAAGAAAAUAGUGCAUAAUAUUGGUGUGUUCUAUUCCGAUACUGAUCUAUGCAGGGAUCCAACCGAGGACCCAGUGGACGAUGUGCCGUCGGUUAAAAAAGAGAUAGGUGCUGCUGACAGCAUGACUAGCAACAAUGCGGGUAAUUUGGGGGAGGGUAUGAACCCUUCCCAUGAUCAACACCCGCGACGUUCGUCCAACAGUUGCAGGAGUACAAGACGCCUUCAAACUCAUACACAACUUACACAGGAUACCUUUGUUCCCUUGCCGGAUAAUCCACAACCGGAUAAUGCCAUUAAUAAUAGUGCACUGCCGGAUAUACUAAAUUCACAUCUUCCACCGCCUUAUUCAACUUUACCCCCCGGAUCAGGAGACCGGGGCGGCGGACGAAGAUUACCGCCACCCUCUCACCCACCUCCCCCACCACCCCCUACGACAGCCCCGGCAUGUCCACACUUAUCUGCAAAUCCCCGCAGGACGUCGAGGACUGGGGCUGGCCGCAGUGGGGCUUUUAGGGGCUUCAGCCCUCGGGAGCGGGGUGGAAGAAGGGGCGGCCCCAGUUUUUCGGGUCCCCCUGCAGCCUCUGAAUCUGACGAACCUAAACAUUGUUGUGGGGUAAUGGUCACCCAAACAGUCAGUAUUCGGUGGUUUAUUGUUAUGAUAGCUUUUGUAGGACUUUGUUGUGCCAUAGUUGGUACUGUUCUUGGUGCUCUUAAAGCCACUGGGAGAGAACACCUGACAGUUUCCUUGCUCAUGAUUGGUGUUGGUAUUGUUUUAAUAACAGUGAGUGGAAUCGCAUGGCGCCUGACGUCACACGAUGCUCCAUCGUGUAGGGCGAUGCUAGGACUGCAAAAUUCAGAACAGGAGCCAAACAGGAGGUUCGUCCCAAGGGUUCCGCCUUAUGGUAGACCUCACCAUCCCUAUGCUGCCCCUUGCGCUCACUGAGAGGGAAUACAGUAGGCCACCCAGUUACCGUUCCCGGGCAAGCUCUGCGGGAGUACUGAGGCCGAGUACUGAGACUCUAUGCUCUGUAUCUACGCAGCCUCUGCAACAACCUCAGCCAACUGUCCUCACAACUAGUCACAGUCGCAAUCCUUCGCUGAGUCUCAGCUUCCUGUCUCACGAAUCACUCUUCCUAGACUCUGGUCAUUCGAGGCCUGCCAACCAGCAGGAUCCGGUACACUUCACAAGUCCUAGUGGCGAGUCACAGAACUCUGUUGUGGCCGGCCUUAGUGAUGACAGUCCUCCAUCUACAGGUCUAUCCUCCACUUGGGGUCGUGGCUGGAAACCUCACCACCACGACAUCAAUGCAGUGACCAUCGUCCAGACUACUGACUCGUCCCAGGUGCUCAACAGGGACACAGUGAUACUGUCAGUACCAGGCAGGGAGGUGCCUGACUUGGGAAAUACAUCGGCAUCUGCUGGUGAAGUGAGGAUUUUGGCCCAUGUAUGAUAAUGAAUAAUUUAGUUACUUCAAAGACUGUUUUUUUUUUCCCUAUCACUUUCAAGUCAUUGUGUCAAAUGAGAAGUCAGGAUGUUGAGUUUGCUUUCGUUCAUUUUAAGAACACUUCAACAAUUGUCUGGCCUGUGCGUGCAUUUUGUUGCCAUUUAUUGCUGUUCGUAGUAAUUCUGAAAAAUAGAUAAUCUCUUACCCCCAUUUGGUUUCUAUUCCCAAAUUUAAUUUUUAAAGUAAGAUACAAAUAAUAAAAUAAUUAGGUAAUUACAAUUCGAAAAUACUAACGGACGCUUUACUAGAUGGUUAUUGCAUUAGGACCUAACUACAAUAUCCAAUCUUCAAGGCGAAAAUGAUGUCUUAAUUAUAAGCAGUAGCAAAUGAUGAUUCACGACUUAACUAUCAUAAUCAUCCAUCUGAUGGUAUUCAUUUUGAAACGAAAUUAUGAAUGGCUGAUUGUAAUUCUUGUUAAAUAAUUUUGAUUCUUUUAAUAGAUAUUCUUUGUCAAAAUGCAAUGAGAUCUUGAAUAUUAGUAUUAGCUAAUUUACAAUUGAUUAUUAUUAUUGAGACAUAAUUUUGUCUUGAAGCCAAUUACAAAACUCGAUAAGUUUGUGCGUCCCAAGUGUUUUUUUCUCUUUGGAUGCAAAUAACUUCUGUUACAGAUUUAUUUGACAAAUUCUGUUAAGACCUACAAAAAUAUAUGUUUUGAACGAUGGAACCUCAAUUAUGGAAGUUAUUUUCACUUCAGUAAAAGAAAUCUUCAUGGCACUCAUUGAUUUUGCUACGGAGGUCUCUUUUUUUUAUCUGAUAUGAAAAUAAUGGAUUCUUUAAUAGUAAUAAUAAUAGUUGCUUUUAAUACAUAACUUUCGUGAAAAUAAGGAUUGUUAAUUUUUUAGACUGGUAAAUUUACCUAUUUUUAGAAUUGGCUCAAAAAUUGCACUCACAGGCCCAUACGUUUGUAAUUUUUUGGUCUAAUUUUUAUUAAUGGAGCUAAAUUGAUUUUAAUUAUCAUUUGCCAUCUCUAAAUCUCGUUAAAGAAAGUAAAAAUAUUGUGUGUUCCAUAUACUAAUCAACGCCAAAGAUUGUACAAGUUUAAAAGAUAAUGAACUAUUGCGUAAGGCUGUUGUAAAUGUGCUGUUAGGUUAUUGAGAAAUUAAUAUAAAAAUUGUGUUGUGUGUAUUUUGCUUUUUUUUUUUUUAAUUGUACAAGACAGCUUUAAAUUUGUUAUGUAUUAAAAGAAGUGCAAUUUAAUGUGACUAAAAAUUGUAUACUAAAGAUUUUUAUUUUGAAAGAAUUAUAUAAAUACAAUUUUUUGUUUUUGUUUUGCUGUGUAGGUUGAUAUGUUGUUUAUAACCGGAAUCAAUUUCAAAGCAGAGUUUAAAUCAUUGUAUUUCAAGGAUAUUAUUGUACAUUAAUUUGUUUAAAAGGGAUUUGAAUUCCAUAUUAAUAUCAAAUUGAGAAGUAACUUUUUCGCCUUUGUUUUCUGUUCUAGUCGGUUGUUGAUUUAAAAGAUAAAUAAAAGAAAAUUACAAAUUUAUUUGAUACAAAUUGUAUGAAAUUUUUUUUAUCCAAAGCAAAUGAAUCUUGUACCAAUAUGAGUUGUUCAAUACAUGUUAUUAUACAAAUUAUCUCUAAUAAAAUUAAUUUUUCAUCAUGAAAAUGUCUUUAAAUUUGUUGAGACUGAAUCUCAAAAUGCUCUUUAAUUUAUUGCGUGCAAUUUAUGAAAGAAAGAGAAGAAGAUGUGAUUUAUUAAUUACGCAAAAUAUUAAACAACCAUUGUAUAAAUCUAUAGUUUCUAAUUUUAUUUCGUUUGCAGUCAAUUUCUGUUAAACUAAAGUGCAAAGAUGUUAAAAAAUUAUUUAGUUUGAUAAAAUAAAAAAUAUAUUAGUGCUUUUCGGCUUGAAUUUUACAUUUGCAAUACUCUCAUAGAUUUUAUUUGUUAUGUAUGAGAAAUAUUUUAUAAGAGUCUAUGCUAAUAUAUUUGUAUCAUAUCAUGCUUACCAUGUUUGUAAAAUCUUUUGAAUAUUUUGCUAGAAAA
This is a messenger RNA of Parasteatoda tepidariorum (common house spider), 4250 nucleotides long. The record is from RefSeq and is a predicted model, not a curated record. Lineage: Eukaryota; Metazoa; Arthropoda; Arachnida; Araneae; Theridiidae.